This is a messenger RNA of Paramecium primaurelia, 692 nucleotides long. The record is from the annotation of a GenBank genome assembly. Lineage: Eukaryota; Ciliophora; Oligohymenophorea; Peniculida; Parameciidae.
AUGGAAAUUCUGCUCUAAGAAUAAUUGAUACCCCUAAACUUGGAGCCACCAGAGGAUACGAAGAAGAUGAAAAAAUUUCAAACUUAAUAACAACGAAAUUGCAGAUUCGAUUACUUUGAUUUGUUUUGUAAUGAAAUCUACUACAACUAGAUUAACCCUUCAUCAAAGAUACAUUAUUAAUCGUAUCUUAUAAUUAUUUAGUAAUGUUGUUAUACAAAAUGUUAUUUUUUGUUUACUUUUUGGGAUGGCUUUAAGGCACUAGUACUUGAUGCAAUUUAAAUUAAAGGAGAUCAUGAGCAUUCUGCAAGUCCUUUUGCCAAUAUUAUAAAUCAAAAAAGAGGACAGUAUUGGAUAGGAUUUAAAAAUGAAGCUUUUUCAUAAAAUAGAAAUCAAAUUUCAAAAAUAUAUUGGGAUAUGGCUUAUAAAUCAUUUAAUACUUAUAAUGAAAAAAUUCUUAAAAAAAUUUUGUUACUUUGUACUCACCUAAGAGGUUAUUAAAGAAAGAAAGUAAAUCUAGAAUAUCAUCAUUAUUAAUAUUAGAUCAGAAAACGAAAAGUAAAAAAUUUCUAAUUUAACAAAAGAUUAAGAAGAUUUCAAAAAAUUUAUAUAUACAAAAAUAGUAUAAGCCCCUAAUUAAUAUAGUACAAAUUGUAAUAUUUGCAAAACAACUUGUCAUAAUCCUGCAAUCUUGA